AUGUUACACAUAACAAGCAGUUCGUCGCCUGUCGGCUCGGCCAUCUUCUCAUGUAUCGUUCUUGUUGUCAUCUCCCUCGUCGUUCUCCUUAUUCUGCGAUACUACCUCCCUCUGCGGACAACGCCAGCCUUUUAUCUCAUCCCCAUCUUCUUCGCUCUCUGGCUUCCAACAAUAGUCGUCAUUCUUGUCCCGAUCGAUCUCGCCUCGAGCGCAGUCACUGGAGAUGAAGCUACAAGAGGAAUAUGGCUCCCCGAACGGGUCAUAUUAGUUUCAUGGCGCAUCUCAUAUUGGUUGACAUUUGCCUUGACUUGGUUCAUCCUCCCAAUUUUGGCCGAAUAUUCCGACUCUGGAUACAGGGAACCAUACGACAAAUUCAUGUACUCGGUUCGCAGCAAUGCGCAGUUUCACGCCAUUGUUUUGGGAUUCUCAUCGAUCGGCCUCGUUUACUUCUUCAUCAAGUUUGGCUUCAAGGUCGAAGCCAUCAAGGGCACGAUCAUGGCACUUGCAUACUGUUGGGGACUGAUCCUUGCUAUUUAUCUAAUGGGCCAUGGUUUGGUAUCAAUACCGAGACGCCUCAUGCGCGGCGCAAGCAUCAGCGGACGACUCCGACGACUCCAGAGCAAGGCGCCCAAAGUUUACGAAGAGAUGGAGGACUCGAUUGCAAAACUUGAGGAUAUUGAGGUUCAAGUCGCUGAACUAGGACGGCGCAAGACUGGAAGCGCAAAUACAUACCGAGACUGGAUUGAGGAACUACAAGAAAUGGCCAACCUCCCAGAAUCUCAAACUCGAAGCACACGAUUCGGCACGGGACCCGACACUACCAUUAUUCCACAUGUUAUCACUGAAAAAUACCUCGCCGAUCUCACCAGGAAGUACGUGCGCGCAAAGCACGCUCGAUCCCGAUAUGUCAAUGCAUGGAGCGACCUGGUUCAAGAAGCAGCCGAAACACAAGCAAUUCUAGAUUCCGCAGCAUCGAAAAAGCUCGAUUUUGGAGAGGUAUCGCCUCACGCAACAUUUUGGGAAAAUACUGUCAUUUUGACUCCUUACACACGAUAUCUCUACUAUUACCAGAUAUUACCUUAUGCUCAGGUUCUUCUUGGCCUGUUCUUGGCAGCGGCAUCCGCUUGUAUUGUUUGGUCAGAGGUAGUUAAGGUUGCAUUCCCCAAACUGUCGGUCAUCAGAUUAACAGUGGUACAUCACUGGGUUGGUGAUAAACCUGAAGUUGGUUUCGCUGGUCAGGCCAUCUCAUCGUUCUGGAUUUGCUACAUGUGUGCAGCUGCCUUGAUAUCAAUGACAGAAGUCAAAGUCUGGCGUGGCCGAGCUCUUGUUCGCCGCAACACAGCCCACGAGUCGGCUUUCUGGUAUGCCAUGCAAGUGGCCAAGCUCACCAUUCCCAUUUCUUACAAUUUUAUUACAUUCCUAUCGAGCCAGGUCUACAAGAAGACAGUGUUCUACGGCUUCCUUGGCCAGUUGAUCGACUUUACACCGUUGGGUCAUUGGUUUGAUGACCUCUUCCCCGUUGUUGUGCUUUUCCCAGUCUUUGCUACCCUAUUUGGUAUCUAUGGCAGGGUCAAACGAAUUUUCGUUGGCAUGGAUGUCAUUGACGACGAGGAAGAGAACGGCAUCACCUACGGUACUGGCUCGUGGCGCGAAGGUAGAGAUCUCAUUUCUCGUGAACUCGGCGGAAACACGCUGUUCCAUCGUAGGGAGGAUGCUCUCGCUAGGAUAGGCGGAGCUGGAACAACAGGUGGCAGAUCGGCCCCCGUCCUGUCAAUACCUUCUGCUCGUGGCUCUGCAUCCUCGCCUGUUCGAUCACCCGCUCGACCCUCCACGACGAGCGCUCGUCGUGGCCCGGAACAUCGCUACGGUCCGAACUGGAAUGACGAAGAACCAGAAGACGACAACCUCUUUACCAUCAUCGGCCAUCGCAUGAAGAAUACGAUGGACGGUAUUGAGGCUCCCAAGUGGUUCAACGAUAUCAAGAAGCCAAAGUGGAUGGGGGGUGACGAUAACGAUGCGGGUGCUGGGCCAUCCAACUCGGGGCCAGACUUCCGUAGGUGGUUUGGUGGUUCUGGCGAUGGUCAAAUUCGCAUUUAA
Molecule: messenger RNA, 2097 nt
Organism: Fusarium coffeatum
Lineage: Eukaryota; Fungi; Ascomycota; Sordariomycetes; Hypocreales; Nectriaceae
Exons: 2
Coding region: 1-2097 (698 amino acids)
Cellular component (GO): membrane
Source: RefSeq, a predicted model, not a curated record